AUGAAAUCUAUUUCGAUUACGAAACAAUCUGUUGUCGUGCCGUCAACAAUUACUGUACAUGUGGCGGACUCAACUUUACGUUUUGAGGGUCCACUCGGCAAAAUUUCCGUAAAUUUGGCACAUCAUGAUCAAUUCGGGGAGUGUUUUUUCUCUCUGAAGCUUUUAGAAGGUGGGCAACACCUUUUAUCCUUUAGUACGACACAAAGGAAAGGGAAAACUUUUUUAAAUGCUUUUAAAGCAUCUCUUUUACAAUAUUUUACUGGACUGACACAAGGAUUUCUUGUCAGUUUGGAAUGUGUUGGGAUUGGAUAUAAAGUCCACUAUGAGAAAAAUGUACUUCACAUGAAGUUAGGUUUUAGUCAUUUGACUACAUUUCAGGUGCCACAGGAUGUACAAGUUUUUUCACCAAAGCCGAACAUUAUUUGUUUUUUUGGUGUGGACAAAAAAAGGUUACAUAAGGUUGCUGCUGAUGUGCAAUCAUUAAAAUUUCCUGAUGCAUACAAAGGGAAAGGACUGAGAUUUACUCAUAUCCCGGUUUCUCUCAAGGAAGGAAAGAAAAAAUAA
Messenger RNA from Ostreococcus tauri, 564 nucleotides. The record is from the annotation of a RefSeq genome assembly. Lineage: Eukaryota; Viridiplantae; Chlorophyta; Mamiellophyceae; Mamiellales; Bathycoccaceae.